GAUGCAAACAGAUUCAUUAUCUCCAUCCCCUAAUCCUGUGUCACCUGUGCCUUUGAAUAAUCCAACAAGUGCCCCAAGAUAUGGAACAGUGAUCCCUAAUCGCAUCUUUGUAGGAGGAAUUGACUUUAAGACAAACGAAAAUGAUUUAAGAAAAUUUUUUUCCCAAUAUGGGUCUGUAAAAGAAGUGAAGAUUGUAAAUGACAGAGCUGGAGUGUCCAAAGGGUAUGGUUUCGUCACUUUUGAAACACAAGAAGAUGCACAAAAAAUUUUACAAGAGGCAGAAAAACUUAAUUAUAAGGAUAAGAAACUGAACAUUGGUCCAGCAAUAAGAAAACAACAAGUAGGGAUCCCUCGUUCCAGUAUAAUGCCAGCAGCUGGAACAAUGUACCUAACAACUUCAACUGGAUAUCCUUACACUUAUCAUAAUGGUGUUGCUUAUUUUCACACUCCAGAGGUAACUUCUGUCCCACCACCUUGGCCUUCACGUUCUAUAUCUAGUUCCCCUGUGAUGGUAGCUCAGCCUGUUUAUCAGCAACCUGCAUAUCAUUAUCAGGCCCCUGCACAGUGUCUACCAGGACAGUGGCAGUGGAGUGUUCCUCAGUCUCCUGCUUCUUCUGCGCCAUUCUUAUACCUACAACCUUCUGAGGUUAUUUAUCAACCAGUGGAAAUUGCACAAGAUGGCGGAUGUGUUCCUUCUCCACUGUCUCUGAUGGAGGCUUCAAUUCCAGAGCCUUAUUCUGAUCAUGGAGUUCAAGCAACAUAUCACCAGUUUUAUGCUCCAAGUGCCAUUGCUAUGCCUGCACCAGUGAUGCAGCCUGAACCUAUUAAAGAACCAAGGUUACAUUCUGUGAGAAGAAGCUUUUCUCAACCUUCAUCUGUAGGUUUGAAACCUCGAUAUUCUCGAAGCCACUUUCAUCCUAGGAAAGAUUUCAGAGCAGAGGAUUCAAUUCUUACUCCACCUUCCUCUACUGAUUCUGUUAAGUAG
Molecule: messenger RNA, 985 nt
Organism: Choloepus didactylus (southern two-toed sloth)
Lineage: Eukaryota; Metazoa; Chordata; Mammalia; Pilosa; Megalonychidae
Gene: BOLL
Product: boule homolog, RNA binding protein
Molecular function (GO): RNA binding; protein binding
Source: RefSeq, a predicted model, not a curated record